Messenger RNA from Ipomoea triloba (trilobed morning glory), 1524 nucleotides. Its product is annotated as nuclear pore complex protein NUP54. The transcript is spliced from 9 exons. Lineage: Eukaryota; Viridiplantae; Streptophyta; Magnoliopsida; Solanales; Convolvulaceae. Gene Ontology annotation, biological process: nuclear pore organization; NLS-bearing protein import into nucleus; protein localization to nuclear inner membrane. Gene Ontology annotation, molecular function: structural constituent of nuclear pore. The record is from RefSeq and is a predicted model, not a curated record. The coding region runs from base 114 to 1250 and encodes 378 amino acids. Gene Ontology annotation, cellular component: nuclear pore; nuclear pore central transport channel.
UGAAUGAAAAUUUUGUCCAAAAAUGGCGGCAAUUACUUGAACCCAAUUUCAAGUAGUGAGUACCCUAGGGUUUAUUCUCAACUCUCAAGCCUCAACAUCAUUCUCCGCCCAAAAUGUUCGGAGCUCAGCCGUCCUCCUCCGCCUUCGCCACUCCCUCCUCCACCCCACCAUUCGGAACACCUUCGUCCACCCCAGCCUUCGGAACCCCUUCCUCCACUCCUGGCUUCGGCACGCCUUCUACUCCGGCAUUCGGAACCUCACUCUUCUCCUCUCCGUUUUCUCAACAGUCACAACCUCAGCAGCAGGGUUCUUUGUUUCAGACUCCCCAGAGCUCCAGCGCAUUCAGCUUUUCGACGCCGUUUGGGGCCACGCAGUCACAGCAGAAUCUUUCAGCUUCACCGUUCGGUCAGCAGCCCAGCACUCAGACUACAUCACCCUUCGCAAAUGCUCAAUUAACCACUCAAAUGGCUCCUGUAGCUCCUCUGCCCUUUUCUCUUGCCGAUCGAGAUAUUCAGGCAAUUGUUGAUGCUUACAAGGAGGAGCCUGGGAACCCCAAGUAUGCAUUUAAGCAUUUGUUGUUCAGUGUAACUGAACCUCAGCAAAGAGUGAAACCUGCUGGUGUAUCAGAUAUUAUGUGGGCAGAGGCGAUGGGGAAACUUGAAGGGAUGGAGUCUUCCAAUCGUGAACGCCUGUGGCCCCAGCUUAUCCAGGGCUUCAAGGAUCUUUCACAGCGUCUCAAGCUUCAAGAUGAAGUCAUACUUUCUGAUGCUGAGAGGCUAAAAUUGACCCAGAGCAAUGUUAAAAUGCUUCAAAGGCAUUUUCAAGCUGACACUCUUCCUUGGAUUGAGAGGAUGAGACAAAAAGAGCAAGGUCUUCAAAGACGUCUUUUAAGGGUAAUGAGAAUAAUAGAAGCAUUGGAAGGUAAAGGUUGCCGAUUACCUCUGAUGAAAGGAGAAGCUGAUUUGGCAGAGAAGUUGGCUGCUAUAACUAGACAGUUAAAAGGAUCAGGAGCAGAAGUUUCUCGGAGGGUUCAGAAUCUCCUCACAAUAUGCCGUGUUCAAGAUGGCAUUGGUGGUGGUUCUUUUUAUCUUCCGGGAUCAGCUAAAAUACAUGAACAGAGUCUUGUUGAUAUGCAGGAGGUUUUGCAACAGCAAACUGAGGCCAUUGCUAGGCUUGGCAAUGUGCUGAAGCGAGACAUGAGGGAUAUGGAGAUCAUAAUGGCCGAAGAAACAGAAAUGAUCGAAGAUUGAGCAAUCCCACCUUCCUCCAUCAGAUGUACCCUACCAUCAAAUAGAAUGAAUGAUCUCAAUGUUGCAUUAUUCUUGUCCAUUUUAGAUCUUGAUAUUGAUUGUAAUACUGAGUAGUUUGCAACGAAAUUUGUUUGUAUUAGAAUUUUGUUGGUGAUAGUAAUGCAAAGAGCAAACAUGAUUUGAGGCCGGCUACACUUUAUUAUUAUUUGUUGUAAUUAUGGAAGUCUUAUCUGAACAAGGAUUUUGGAUGGUAGUAUUUAAUAGUGUUCUGAAA